AUGUCGUGUGAAGCGUGUCGGACUAUUCCUCCGGUGAUCCCCCAUGGAUAUACUCCUAAGGGCCAGUUUGAGAUCAUCGCAGGUCUGAGCACAUAUGUGACUGGUAACACCACAGAUGCCCGGAUUGGUAUUCUAGAUAUCUAUGACGUAUUUGGCAUGGCCAACCAAACGCAGCAAGGCGCAGACCUUCUUGCCGCCCGGCUAAACGCAGUAGUGCUCAUCCCCGACUUUUUCGAGGGUGAGCCGUUGAAUCCUGAAUGUGUCCCUGCCGAUACCGAAGAAAAGAAGCAGACCAUUGCGGAUUUCAUGGCUCACCGCGCCAACAUCCCCCGUAAUGUGGACGUGGUGACCGCGGCCGUCCCGCAAUAUCGAAUUCGGUUCCCCUCGGUGGACAAGUGGGGUGCCUUUGGUCUGUGUUGGGGUGGAAAGGUUGCGGUUCAAAACAAAGAAAAAAAGAAAAGAAAAGAAGUGAGGCAUUAA
Messenger RNA from Penicillium macrosclerotiorum, 480 nucleotides. RefSeq lists its product as uncharacterized. Bases 1 to 480 code for a protein of 159 amino acids. The transcript has 3 exons. Lineage: Eukaryota; Fungi; Ascomycota; Eurotiomycetes; Eurotiales; Aspergillaceae. The record is from RefSeq and is a predicted model, not a curated record. Gene Ontology annotation, molecular function: hydrolase activity.